AUGCAGUUUUUUACAAGUGUUGUGGAUAUAUUUCUUCCCCCUGAAGAAAAGACGUUAAACAGCCGAAUCAGAAUCUACCUGCUAGUUGCAACCGAAGAUAAUGUUACAGGGGAGUCCGUGAUUCAAGAAAGAAAGCAUUUUAGUUCGUACACUGAAAAAGUUUAUCUGAAACGUGCUUUGAAGAAAGAGUUUGUGGAAUUUAAAAAGAACUCAAACCCAAUGGAGGCGAUACCGUAUUUAAACGCGAUGUCUUUAAAUGAGACAGACCGAAUAAGGAAAAACACUACACUUGUGAUUGUUAUGUUUGGCAGCCAUCAGAACAUGAAUUUGUCCUAUUCUGAAAGCGAUCUGCACAAUGAUUUUGAUAUUUCCGACCAUAAUGUGAUAGUUAAGUUAUUCAUGCUCGUGUUAAAAGAUAUGCCCCCGGAUCGGCUAAAACUGACAUCCAGUGUGGCAAUAUAUAAAAUAGCCGACAUUCGUAGCGACCUUGGAACAAUUAUGUCGAUUCUCAUGUGUAAGUCUUGCUUCCUCGGCUGGUUUGGCGGUGCCAGCCAAUCAGCGGCCUUUGGUAAAACUAUAGGUACAUCAUGCUACAAGCUGGGAUCGAGUCCCAACCAAAUCAGUUGGAUAGAUGCCAAUGAGUUGUGUAAAGGAAGUAAUUCUCAAUUGGUGUCUAUAGAAACGAAGACGGAACUGAUAACACUGAGACAACAACUAAAUCAACAGAUUGAGAAAAUGCCAGUGGUCGAGGGUAUCACAGACCAUGUUUCAAUAUAUAUCGGGUUACGGAGACUAAAGUCAACAGUUGGGAAGCGAUUUCGUUGGCUGAACGAUCAUCCUCUUGUGUAUACUCACUGGGGACACUUAGAACCACAAGGGGGCAGCAUUCGGGGUUGCGUCAAGUGGGACUUGUUUAAUCUAUCAUACUCUUCAAACAUCAAUGAGGAGCUGAUGAACAACUCGGACAAGCUUCUGCUAGCGACAACGAAGGGUACAUGGACUGCUGUAGGAUGUGGACAUGCGGUUACAAAAUACUACUUGUGUGAGAAUAUAAUCAACGUCCCGCUUAAUUCCCCGUCUCACCACGACAAGAAAUUUAAUUUAAAGGUUCCGGAUUAUGAAAGCAUUACUCGAGCCAUUGGGCGCGGAGAGAUAGGCUUUGUGCAAAAUGUAAACAUGUUUAUGUCGUUAUCGCCACUUUUAAAACUGUGGAAAUCCGAGCGGGCGGCGGUGAACGGCUUCGCUUAUGUUAAUCACAAGAUGGAGAUCACUGUUGCCUUGAGCGAGAUUAAACUGUACCACUGCGAAGGAAAUGACGGAAAGAUACCUUACACUUCUGUCUGCGAUGUCACCCGAGACUGCCCUUUCGCUCUUGAUGAAACUGUUUGCAGAAAAUGUAAUUCAGAGGAGAGGGAAUGCGCGGCCAGUGGGCAGUGCAUACCCACAGACUCCUGGUGCGAUUUGGUGCCUGACUGCCAGGACAACAGCGACGAAGUCAACUGUGACACAUGCCAACAUGGCUUAUGCACAGAUGGCAGGUGCAUGGCGAAAAGCUGGUUCGCAGAUGGGGAAAUGGACUGCGCGGGAUGUGGUUCUAGUAACAACAUCUCGUACGAGAUGGAUUAUGUCCAGACACAUAAGAUAGCGCAUUGUCUAUUUACAUGUAAUCGUACUGAAUGCGUGUUUCAGUGGAUGUUAAACGACUCUAUUUUGCACUGCAAAGGACCCGAAGGACCGAUAGAUGAGACAAUUGGGGCUUUUGAGAUUGCAUCAUGCCACACGGUGUCAGACAGUGUACCGUCUCAGUUCAGUAAUUGGGGCCCGAAAUGUGUCUAUGUUAAGGAUAUCUACGGUGAGCUACUUGGGUGUAGAAACAUGCGCCAUUUGCAAGGCUGCGAAAACUUCACUUGCCCAGAUGGAUAUUACCAGUGCCCGCAAUCCUACUGCAUCCCUACACAUUAUAUACGGGAUGGAAUCAUGGACUGCCCUCACGGAGCAGAUGAAGAUUACGAAAUGCAAUUUUUAGAGUGCCCCUUCUAUUUUAUGUGUCAGGUUCCAAUCAGUCGUGGAAAUUCACAUCUGUGUCUUCACCCGAAGUUGGUCUGCGAUGGCAGGAUAGACUGCCCAGAAGGCGAUGAUGAGUUAAACUGUUUCUUGAAUUGCCUGGAUGGCUUUCGCUGUCUAGCCGGCACUAUGAUCGUCAACGAUUAUAAAAAAGCCAAAACUUCCGAAGUCAUUAAUUUAAUUGAUCCCACAAUUCGAUAUUUAGAUUUAUCUGGCAUUAAUUUAUCUAAAGAUUUCCCGAUCUUUUUCCGUAACGGCACCAUAAAUCUGAUUGAAGUAAAAAUGUCCAACUGCAGCAUUGUCAGCACCUCCCUGGCAGUACCGACAUGUAACCUGGGCACGAUCAGACGCAUGGACUUAAGCUACAACGAUAUUACUAACAUUUCGGCCAACAGCAUCUUUCGUUGCAUGACCAAUUUAUAUGACCUAAACCUCAGUCACAAUGAAAAACUAGUGAGCCUGCAAGGUAUUGAAUAUGAAAUUAGCAAAGUCAAAUAUCUUGACCUAUCAUACACAGGAUUAGCAUUUUUAUCAGAGCUAACAUUUUCAUUUCUCAAAGAUGUGAAACUUUUAAAUCUGAGACAGACUCGUAUAACUGACGUUAGAUUUCUGCCCCCGACCACCAUUGAGAUUCUAGACCUCAGAGACACUUUGGUCAACAACCUGCCUUACGCUGAUAUGUUUAAACAUGUCGUGGUCUCGGUUCAUCUCCGUACCGAUUCUUUCAAACUCUGCUGCCCACAACUUCACAAUGCCAGUACAAAUAUCAGCUCCUGCUCUUUCACAAAAGAUCCUUUCUCGUCAUGCGCAGACCUCAUGAGUAAGUUUGCUCUCCGCAUCAUUUUGUGGGCUGCUUGUAUUUUGGCAGUGUUAGGAAAUCUGGCAGUUAUUAUUUACCGGUUGUUCUUUGACCGAAGUAUUUUCACAAUGGCCUAUGGCCACUUUGUAACACAUCUCAGCAUUUCGGACUUUUUCAUGGGCAUUUACCUGGGCAUUAUCGCUAUAGCAGACAUUCACUUCAGAGAUAAGUACAUCUGGGAAGAGAUUACAUGGAGGAAGAGCAUUGUAUGCAACACCGCUGGUUUCUUGUCCACCCUUUCCAUUGAGGUGUCUACAAUGUUUAUUGCGCUGAUUACGAUCGACCGCUUUCUUGUGAUAAGAUACCCAUUUGGACAGACGAGAAUUGCUGGGAGGUCAGUAAAUAUCUGCUGCUGCAUUACCUGGAUCGUCGGAUUUUCUGUUGCAUUAAUUCCGCUGUUGCCAUUCAGCCACUUUCUCAAUAUCUACAACACUAACGGGAUGUGCCUGGGACUCCCACUGGCCAACUAUAAAGAUUCUGGAAGGGAAUUUGCCAUUACCGUCUUCAUUUUCCUGAACUUUUCCUUGUUUGUCUUGAUUGCCUUUGGCCAGGUGAUUAUUUACAGAACCGUGUCGGCCAUGAGAAUGAAGGAAACGUCACUAACCAACAGCAACUCCAGGCGGUUUCAAGAUUUGGCUGUGGCUAAAAAUCUAGCUGUUGUGGCCAUCACAAACCUCCUCUUCUGGUCACCCAUAGGCGUCAUGGGAAUCAUGGUGCAGAGCGGUUAUACUAUCGGCAUCGAAGCAUAUGCCUGGACAGCCGUGCUAAUCUUGCCUAUCAAUGCAGCCGUUAAUCCACUUCUCUACACGGUUCCAGCGAUCACCCGGAAGCUGAACAAGGUCCAAGAAAGAACAUCAAGUUAA
Messenger RNA from Candidula unifasciata, 3786 nucleotides. The record is from the annotation of a GenBank genome assembly. Lineage: Eukaryota; Metazoa; Mollusca; Gastropoda; Stylommatophora; Geomitridae.